GAUUGGCUGCUGCUGCCACACGCUUGCUCUCAUGUCCCGCAGAAGUAGCAGUGCAUUUGUCGCUCUUGAAGCCGAGCCUUUCUCCUCCCGUCUCCGAGACGCUUUUAUACGACAUUGCAAAGUGAAAGGCGUUUUAAAUCUGUGUUUUUAACCGCGCAAAGCGCCCCAGGAAAUAAGACGGGGCUUUGAACUGACCCCCUCUUUCGGGUUAGCUUAGCCCGUUAGCUUAGCACUGGUUGGCGACGUCCUUAAGUUGGACCAACACAAGGAUAUCCUCAUCAAAGACCGACCCUUCAGCUGCACCUGGACCUCUGCAUGCAAGGCUGGUGGGCAGUGCACAUACGGUGUGCUAGGCCAGGGCGCGCGUGUGAAGUUGGCUGCUAUUGGUGAGCCGCGGGGCUUCAUUGUGCUGCCCGCUGCCGCAGCACCAGUCCAGCCUGCUGGCCCGUCCUCGAGCGCUGAUCGAUCACUUGGCCCAGACGAGGCUCGCUCGCAAUCGCCAGGUGUUUUUGCUGGUCUGGAAUAUAUUCAAGAAACACAAUGAUUCCCGACAAAGCCCCAGAAGACGACGUCUUCUAUGGAUGCCAGGAGUUGCAGAAGGAGGCUCACAUCCCCACUUUUGAGAAAUACAAGGAGCUUUACAUGAAGUCUAUUGAGAGUCCGGACGAGUUCUGGGGUGACAUUGCCAAAGACUUCUUCUGGAAGACCAAACACAGUGGUCCGUUCCUGGAUUACAACAUGGACGUGACCAAGGGGGAAAUCUUCAUCAAAUUCAUGGAGGGAGCCACCACCAAUAUCUGCUACAACCUGCUGGACUACAAUGUCCAUGAAAGGAAACUGGGUGAUAAAGUGGCUUUCCACUGGGAAGGCAAUGACCCUGGCGAUGAGUUGACAGUGACCUACAGAGAGCUGCUGCAGAGAGUCUGUCAGUUUUCCAACGUCCUCAAGUCGCAGGGAGUUAAAAAAGGUGACCGGGUGUCCAUUUACAUGCCCAUGGUGGUUGAGCUGGUGGUUGCCAUGUUGGCGUGCGUCCGCAUCGGUGCAGUUCACUCGAUUGUGUUUGCUGGCUUUUCUGCCGAGUCGCUCUGUGAGAGGAUUAUGGACUCCCAGUGUUCACUUCUCAUCACAGCUGAUGGCUUCUACCGAGGAGAUAAGCUGAUCAACUUGAAGCUUUUAGCUGAUGAAGCUCUUCAGAAAUGCAGAGACAAGGGGUUCCCAGUUCGCAAGUGCAUUAUGCUGAAACACUUGUCUGUAGAAGAGUCUCCUCUGGGUUCUCAGUCUCCUCCGUCAAAGCGGCCCUGCCCCGACCUGCAGCAAGGGAAAAAGACAGAGAGAGUAAAGAAAGCUCGCCCGGUGCCGCAGGUUUCAUGGAAUCCUGAGGUGGAUUUGUGUUGGCACACGCUAAUGCGUGAUGCGUCGGAUGAGUGUGAGCCUGAGUGGUGCGAGUCAGAAGAUCCUCUGUUCAUCCUUUACACCAGUGGCUCCACUGGCAAACCCAAGGGUGUCCUGCACUCAGUCAGUGGCUACAUGCUCUUCACCGCCACCACCUUUAAGCUGGUCUUUGACCAUCAGCCUGACGACAUCUACUGGUGCACAGCAGACAUCGGCUGGAUCACAGGACACUCCUACAUCACCUAUGGACCACUCGCCAACGGCGCCACCAGUGUCCUGUUUGAGGGGCUGCCUACCUACCCAGAUGUUGGUCGCAUGUGGGAGAUAGUUGACAAAUACCAGGUCACAAAGUUCUACACCGCCCCCACUGCCAUCCGAAUGCUGAUGAAGUAUGGGCCCGAGCCAGUGCAGAAGUAUAAACGCGACUCUCUUAAAGUGCUGGGCACUGUUGGAGAGCCCAUCAACCCAGAGGCCUGGCAGUGGUACUACAACGUGGUUGGGGAGAAGAGGUGUCCAAUUGUUGACACCUUCUGGCAGACUGAAACGGGGGGACACGUGCUGACCCCUCUACCUGCCGCCACUCCCAUGAAACCCGGAUCUGCUACAUUUCCGUUCUUUGGGGUGGUGCCGGCCAUCUUGAAUGAGUCAGGAGAAGAGUUGGAAGGUCCAAGUGAAGGAUACCUGGUUUUUAAGCAGCCAUGGCCCAGCAUGAUGAGGACGGUGUACGGGAACCACCCCAGGUUUGAAGCCACCUACUUCAAGAAGUUCCCAGGAUACUAUGUGACCGGGGAUGGCUGUCGACGAGACAAGGAUGGCUACUACUGGAUAACCGGCAGAAUAGACGACAUGUUGAAUGUUUCAGGUCACUUGUUGAGCACCGCAGAGGUGGAGUCAGCUCUCGUGGAGCAUGAUGCUGUCGCGGAGGCCGCUGUGGUGGGCAGGCCUCAUCCUGUCAAAGGAGAAAGCUUGUACUGCUUUGUGACGCUCAAUGAAGGAGUGACAUUUAAUCGCACGCUGGAGGCCGAGCUCAGAAAACAAGUGAGGGAGAAGAUCGGUGCCAUUGCGACACCGGAUUAUAUCCAGGAUGCUCCUGGACUUCCCAAGACCAGAUCAGGAAAAAUCAUGCGACGAGUGCUUCGAAAAAUUGCCUGUGACGAGAGGGACCUCGGCGACAUAUCCACACUCGCUGACUCAUCAGUUGUCGACCAACUUUUCAAGAACAGGUGCUGUACAUCGGUGUGACGGUGGUCGUGACCGAUCGCGGCGUGUCAUUGUGCCACUCACCACCCGGGAAAAGGGAGAAGAAGCUGGAGGACGAAACUCAUGUGCUUGGUCAAUAAAAAGUCUUUGGCUCCUGAGGCGGAUGAGUUCCUCUCACUGCCCCCCGCUCUCCUUUCACAAACUCUCCAGGAAAGCGACUGUUUAACUCUUAGGGUGCUUCGUACUCAUCAAAUAUUUUAUCAAGCCUACUAGAUUCCUAAUUCUGUUCAGGUAACGGGGCAGGCUGGCGACUUCAUUUUGCUUUCUGCUUCACGGUAAAUCAUUAUUUUGUGACACUUUUUCUACGAUCUCAUGUCAAGUGCAGUCUUCAGCAUACCUCCUCCCCAUCAAGGUGUGGGGAAAGCUGUCAUCCAGAAUCCAAAAACUUCUCAGUGUUGUUUUGUUAAAGGUAGAUUUCUGCAAUUUUUUUUUUUUUUUUUUUUAAACAUAUGAUGUAAAUUUCCUGAAAAACUGUGGAACGACAGCUUCUUCUACCUUGUCAGGCAGGUACACCUCAUGUUGAAGCAUUUCACUAAAUUCCCCUCUUCGCAGUUAUUGAAGGUACAAUUGAAACUACUGUGCAAGUCUGCUGUGUGAAAAUCGAAACCUUAGGCCUGAUUUAGAAUUUGAACGGCUAUAGAUUUAUCCCUGAAGUAUUGGUGUCUGUGUGCCAAGAUGAUCUGGAUCUGAGGUGUUUGCAAUGUUAUAUUCAGGAUUCAUGUUUUGUCGACCUGUAAUUGCAUUUCUACUUUUGUGUUUUUGGUCUUUCUGUCCCUGUAAACAAAACUGAACGACUACUGCUCCUUUAUCCUCUGUCUGCUCCUUUUAAUUGUUUUGGGUCAGUGUAUGUUAAUGAGAUGAAUUUAAAUCAUGGAUUUGUCAAAAGAAAGUCUGUUAUUGACUUGAAUGUUGCUUGUUCUUGUGCCGAUGACUUGAGCCGCUCCUCUCAUUUAGGUGAGCUAAUCUGCCAGAGUGCUUUUGAACUCCCGUCAGCUUAGUGAAGGAAGGAAAGAUGCUGGUGAGAAUGAGCAAGUCAAACAUUUGUUCUGUGUCCUAUUCAAACGCUAUUCCCAAACGUCAUGGAGCCCUGCUGAUGGCUGCAGGUACUACAGCUCUGUUCUGUUUUGUUUUGUUUUCCUAGUUAGCAGUGGUCACUAGCUAUCAAAAGAAUUUCAAGAGCUUUGAAGCUGAAAUUAAGACAUUCAGGAGUCUGACAGGUGAGUAUUUAAAUCAAGGUCAGAUAAAUGAGCCCUGUGAAUAUCACCCUGAUGAAUAUUCCCAACACAGACUGAGACUGGUUUCUUACUCGGCUACGCACUGAGAUGUGCUCUGAUCUGCAAUUUCUGCCUCCAUAUAUUCAUGUGUUCAUCAUGGACCUCUGAUCCUCGCAUCAGGUGUUUGAGUGUGAUGCUGAAUUGGCUUUUUGCACUGACCAAAGAGAGGAUAGAUGUUAAAGUUAAUGACAACAACCGCAAUAACAGGCCUUAUAGCUGUAACUACUCCACCUGGAUUUUCUUUUCCAAUGUAAAUAUAUAAAGCAAUAUUUUAAUCAUAUUUUGGUAUAUAUUCAGUGGUUAUGCGUGUCAAUAUUAUUCAAAAAAAUACAUUGUCUGAUAUAUUGAUUUUUAUAUUUACAUAUGUGUUAUUUCUUCAUAUUUUUUAUUCUAUUCACUUUGUUUGCUUCAUAAAAAUUACGUUUUUUGAAAUGACAAUUAAUGACUUAACUUAAUUACUAAUAAAUUAAUACUUAUUAAUAAAUUGCUAGUGACUACAGUUAAUUAUUCAUUUUCUUUUGCUUGUCAUCUUUGGUUCACACGGUUUUCUGACCGUAUGUCACUCUUAUAUCAGAUACAUCUUAGAAGUAUCCUCAUGAUGACCUCUCAUGUGCAUAUGUUGCCUUAGUACUGCAUCAAGUUCUCUGAUCAGAGCCAUCACCACUUGACACGAUGUAUGUUAUUUGAAAGAGGACAAAAGAGUAAACGGGUCAUGACGCGGUUUUAUUGGGUUACGUCAGCCAAACACACAACACGAGCCUUCACUACAAGUCAUUCAACAACACAGAUAAACACACAGAAUGAUUUCACAUGUUUCAGUGCACAUGAGUUUCACAUCUAUUAUACGACUUCUGUCUCCUCUCAAUCUUUUGGUGAGGGAGCUCAGUUAUCCGGGUCACCACGCAACAACAGGUCUGAAUAUGGCAACCGGACUAGGUCAUAGUCAAAGCAAAGGCUUGAUCAGUUCUGGUGAGUUCUGGCUGAUAUCAGUGGAGCUGAAUGGGCAAGGAUGGAAGGAGAUAUUUCCUGGUCUGGCUGCCAUAUUCAAACCUCUUGUUCUCCUCUCAAUUGUAAACAGAGGGAUUUAACCUCUCGUUCCUCGGCCACUGGAAGUGUUCCAUUUAUGCUGCUGUAUACGACUCAACACUUUCACACACACACAUUUCACAAAUAAAUAUGUCUUCUGUUGCUCUAUGUACAGUUCCACCUUUCUCAUGUAGACUGGGGUGAAAUUAGUGAUAAGUUUGUGUUUGUUCAAUAAAUAAUGUUGCUUGACUUUGAAACAUGUUUGUUGCAGAAUACUAGAAAACAACAAACCUGAUGAUGCAACCCGAUGAUGGUGAAACUGUCCCUUUCCCCCUGAAAUGAUGGCUAUUUCGCUGUGCUACUCAUUCUGGGGCACAGAGAUGGCCGGGCCUUUGGGGUCAUCAAAGCGGUCCAUCGUGCGGAGCUGCAUGAUCAUGUGCAGGCCGUAGGUGAGCACGAGGACCAUGAGGAGGCUGGUCAGCAGCCCCAUCCAGAUCCCAGGAGAGAAGAAGCCGGCGCAGUCGCUGGCGUACGAGAACUCGCCGCCCGAGACGUUAAAACCUUGGAUC
Molecule: messenger RNA, 5521 nt
Organism: Synchiropus splendidus (mandarinfish)
Lineage: Eukaryota; Metazoa; Chordata; Actinopteri; Syngnathiformes; Callionymidae
Gene: acss2
Product: acyl-CoA synthetase short chain family member 2
Exons: 19
Coding region: 541-2634 (697 amino acids)
Cellular component (GO): cytoplasm
Molecular function (GO): acetyl-CoA synthetase activity; AMP binding
Source: RefSeq, a predicted model, not a curated record